CCGCUCUCUCCGAGCCACACCCAGCACAGCUCUUCGGCCCGGGCAGGCGGCUCUUCCCACCCACGCCUCCUCCUGCUGUCAUUCAUCCCCAUGAGACUGCCGGGCCGCGGGGCUGCCCGCGCGCCAGUUCCUGGGCUCCUCCAGCCGCUGCUCCUUCGCUCCGCGGCCGGCGAGACGCGCCGCCGCCUGAGGAGGGGCCGGGCUCGCGGCGGGAGCCUAGGCCGGUUAGUGUCUCGGGGAGCUGCGCGGAUCGGACCGGCCUGGGAAGAGUCCGUGGCUGCUGCGGCGCCCCGGAGAAGAGAGCCCGCGAGGGCUCCCCCAGUGUGAUGCCACCUAAAGGGCGUGGAAAAAGCAAACUCCCUGUUCCUCUUCCCAAAGGAAUGAUAAUGAAAGACACUGAAGGAAAGGAGUGGAGGUUGGGCAAUAUAAUUGGCCAGGGAGGAUUUGGAUUGAUCUAUUUAGCUUCCUCUCAUGUUCAUAUUCCUGUAGAAGAUGAUGCUGUGCAUGUAAUUAAAGUGGAAUAUCAUGAAAAUGGGCCUUUGUUUUCUGAAUUAAAGUUUUACCAGAGAGCUGCAAAACAAGAGCACAUCAAAACGUGGAUGAAGCUCAGACAAAUAGGAUUUUUAGGAAUUCCGGUAUUCUGGGGAACAGGCUCGGCUGAAUACAAUGGAAAAAGGUAUAGAUUCAUGGUCAUGGAAAGAUUAGGGGUAGACCUGCAAAGAAUCUUGGACAAUGAUGGACACCGGUUUAAAAAAGAAACAGUUCUGCAACUUGGGGCCCGAGUGUUGGAUGCCUUGGAAUAUAUGCAUGAAAAUGAGUAUGUUCAUGGUGACAUUAAAGCAGCAAAUCUACUUCUGGGCUACACAAAUCCACAUGAGGUUUAUCUUGCAGAUUAUGGACUUUCCUACAGAUAUUGUCCCAAAGGGAACCACAAACAGUAUAAGGAAAAUCCUAAAAAGGGCCAUAAUGGGACAAUAGAGUUUACCAGCUUAGAUGCCCACAAGGGAGUAGCCCCAUCCAGAAGAGGUGACCUUCAAAUCCUUGGCUACUGCAUGCUACAGUGGUUAUGUGGGAAACUACCCUGGGAACAGAACCUGAAGGACCCUGUAUCUGUCCAGACUGCUAAAAUAAAACUGAUGGACGAGCUCCCAGAUUCAGUGAUGAAGUGGGGUCCGGCUGGAAGCAGUUGCUGUGAAAUAGCUAAGUUUUUGGCAUGUGUUUAUGGUUUAACUUAUGAGGAAAAGCCGAAGUAUCAAGUGCUAAAGAAAAUCCUGGUGGAUGGACUCAAAUCAAGUGGAACUUUUUACGAUGGCCCUCUGGAAUUUUCCACUGCUGGAUGUGCACUAAAUCUGUGUGCUUCUAAAGAUCUGAAAGCUGAUUUACCAAAGCCUACACCAAAACAGUUUAAACAAAAAGAAAGCAAGCUGGAUGAUGAAGAACAUAAUUGUCUGAGAAAAGCUAAUAUUCAGGUAACACACAGACAAUUACAAGAACAAGAGAAACCAGGUGGAUUGAACCAGAUGUGUCAGCAUAAUGAACCACUGCUGGAAAACACCGUAAGACAACUACACAGGCACUAUCCCCAAACAGUUUUCUGGGAAGUUAAAAAGAAACACCACCAAAACAGCAAUACAUAUUUUCCAGUAUCUUUGCAAGAACCCAAUAGAGAUUUUACUUGUCCUUCUGUAUCCAGUAUUUUUAAGCUUGCAUUUACUGAAGAGAGGUACCGAUACACCAUGACCAUACUUGUACUUCUGAUAUUAAUAUUCCUUGUGUUGUAUUUUCUUUGAUGUCACCAUUUAAAAUGUCUUGAGUUUAUGUGCAGUGUCAUUAGCCCAAAGCUGUACAAGUUAUUUUUUCAAAGUUUCUUCAUAGACAUUUUCACCGAGAUUGGCUUAAAAAAGAUUUGUGAAGUAACAUACUGUAAAUAGAUACGUUUUAACAUCUACAAUGUACAAGGCUACAUGUGUGUUAAAAAUAGUGUAUUUGGUUGUUUCUAUUCUGAACAUUAGGCAUGCUUCCCAGAACUAGUCCUUUCAUAGAGUAAUACUAAAAAUCGUAGAAGAAUUAAAUAUCCUGUGUCUUUCAUGAUAAAGGACUCUGGUAUAUGUUUGAUAUAUAGACAUUGUUACAUUUUACUUUUUCACUUGCUUCAACAAAUAGUUUUAAAUACUGGUGCAUGUAAUUAGUAACUCCAUGCUGUAAUUUUUACAGUGGAAUAAAAUAUAAAAUCCACAAGUGUUAAUGUUAA
Trachemys scripta elegans is the source of this 2251-nucleotide messenger RNA. RefSeq names its product VRK serine/threonine kinase 2 (gene VRK2). Gene Ontology annotation, cellular component: cytoplasm; nucleus. Bases 327 to 1790 code for a protein of 487 amino acids. The transcript has 13 exons. NCBI's taxonomy places the organism in Eukaryota, Metazoa, Chordata, Testudines, Emydidae. Gene Ontology annotation, biological process: peptidyl-serine phosphorylation; signal transduction. The record is from RefSeq and is a predicted model, not a curated record. Gene Ontology annotation, molecular function: protein serine/threonine kinase activity; ATP binding.